Messenger RNA from Macrobrachium nipponense, 552 nucleotides. Its product is annotated as centromere-associated protein E-like. Gene Ontology annotation, molecular function: microtubule motor activity. Gene Ontology annotation, biological process: microtubule-based movement. The transcript has 4 exons. Bases 1 to 537 code for a protein of 178 amino acids. The record is from RefSeq and is a predicted model, not a curated record. Lineage: Eukaryota; Metazoa; Arthropoda; Malacostraca; Decapoda; Palaemonidae.
AUGAGGUCAUUCAGAGCCGAAAUUGAGAGUAUAAGGAGGUUUGCAUCUCGAGCAAAAUCCAUCAAAAACAAGCCAGUCAUUAACGAGGUCUUAUCAGAAGCGGCGCUGCUCAAACGUUACGCCAAAGAGAUCAAGAAUUUGCAGAUGUCUCUUGACAGGGAGCGCAAUACCGACAGAGCUCAAGAAGUUGAACAGGUUCGGGAGAUGCUUGAUGAGAAGGAUCGUAUAAACAAGGAACUAGUUAAAAAGAUCAACGACCUGAAAACAAAGUUAAUAGUGUCAAGCCAUCCCAGAGAAGCAAAAGAUGACAAGAAGAAGAAGUUGAGACGAGAAACAUGGGCGGCACCUCGAGCUUUGCGAGCGAUGAGGCAAAGCAUGGCUCCCGUCAGCAUUGAACCAGUCAGAUUCGACAGCAAUUUCCUGGAACCUAGACUUCCUUCGUUGGGACUACGGAAGAUCUCAGAAGAAUCCUCGGGGCGUUCGGAUGGCAACGAUUCAGAUCUGUCAACCAUUUCAGAUGGUAAUUAUCUGAAUUAGUUUCAGCAUAGCUAA